AUGAGUGCAGCGUUCAGUCCGUCCUUCAUGGUGAUGCAGCGGCCACUCGGAAGCACCACCGCCUUCAGCAUUGACUCUCUGAUCGGGGGGCCUCCGCAGCCCAGCCCGGGACACUUCGUCUACACCGGCUACCCGAUGUUCAUGCCGUACCGGUCGGUGGUGCUCCAGCCUCCUCCUCCGCCCCCCCCAUCCCUGCAGCAGGCUCUUCCCGCCGGACACCACCCUCACUCCCACCCGCAGAUCCCCAGCCUGCAGAGCGGCUUCUGCUCCAGCCUGGCUCAGGGAAUGGCUCUCACCUCCACACUCAUGGCGUCGCUGCCCGGAGGUUUCUCCCCGUCUCAGCAGCACCAGGAGGCGGCGAGGAAGUUCGGCUCUCAGGCUCUUCAUGCGGUGUUUGAUAAAUCACCGGAGCUGCGUCUGGAGGCGGAGGAAGGGAAGAGUUACCUGCAGGGGAAAGAGUCUCUGCAGGGUUUCCACGACACGGACAGCUCGGUGCCAUCAUCCACAGGUGCAGUCAGAGGACACAGUAAAGAAGACUCUAAGGAGGAUGAGUGCGGCAGGAAGGAUGAGAGCUUCUCCAUGGACAGUGAUCUGGACUACAGCUCUGAUGACAACCUGACCUCCAUGUGCCACAAAGAGGACGGAGACGGAGGAGGAGGAGGAGGUGAUGAUGGGCCUCACCUGCACGGCUCCGGUGGAGGAGGCUCCGGUGGAGGAGGAGGAGGAGGAGGCGGUGGCGGGAAAAACCGGCGGCGGAGGACGGCGUUCACCAGCGAGCAGCUGCUGGAGCUGGAGAAAGAGUUCCACUGUAAGAAGUACCUGUCCUUAACGGAGCGCUCACAGAUUGCGCAUGCGCUGAAGCUGAGCGAGGUGCAGGUGAAGAUUUGGUUUCAGAACCGGCGCGCGAAGUGGAAACGUGUGAAAGCGGGAAACGUGAACAACAAGUCCGGAGAGCCGUCCAGGAAUCCCAAAAUAGUGGUUCCCAUCCCGGUGCACGUGAGCCGCUUCGCUAUCAGGAGUCAGCACCAGCAGAUGGAGCAGACCAGACCGUAG
Molecule: messenger RNA, 1053 nt
Organism: Scomber scombrus (Atlantic mackerel)
Lineage: Eukaryota; Metazoa; Chordata; Actinopteri; Scombriformes; Scombridae
Gene: gbx2
Product: gastrulation brain homeobox 2
Exons: 2
Coding region: 1-1053 (350 amino acids)
Biological process (GO): regulation of nervous system development; regulation of transcription by RNA polymerase II
Cellular component (GO): nucleus
Molecular function (GO): DNA-binding transcription factor activity, RNA polymerase II-specific; RNA polymerase II transcription regulatory region sequence-specific DNA binding
Source: RefSeq, a predicted model, not a curated record